CUCCCCUGCGCCUCCCAUGGGCAACUUUUUAUCCAGAUCCAUCGUUUCUGCACCGACCAUAUAAGACGCUCCGCUCCCCCAACUUCCCCCCGACAGGUUCGCCCCCAAAUUACGUGAGAAGGGAAAUCAUCACAGCACCACCAUGAAGAGCACCACCCUUCUCUCUUUGGCCUGGGCCGCCCAGUCCGCCUAUUCCCUCUCUAUCCAUGAGCGCGAUGAACCAUCUACGCUUCAGUUCAACUUUGAACGUCGUCAGAUCGCCGACCGGUCCCGCCGGAAGCGAUCGACGGCUUCGGCCGACCUUGUUAACCUGGCGACGAAUCUUGGCUACACGAUGAACCUCACCCUCGGCACUCCCGGCCAGGAAGUCAGUGUGACGUUGGACACCGGCAGCAGCGAUCUCUGGGUCAAUGGCGCCAACUCGUCCGCCUGCCCCUGUACCGAUUACGGCUCCUACAACACGAGCGCUUCUUCCACCUACACCUUCGUCAACGAUGACUUUUAUAUCGAGUAUGUCGACGGCAGCGAAGCCACGGGCGACUACGUCAACGAUACCCUGAAGUUUUCCAAUGUCACUCUGACGAACUUUCAAUUUGCCGUUGCAUAUGACGGCGACUCCGAGGAGGGCGUCCUCGGUAUCGGAUACGCCUCCAAUGAAGCCAGCGAGGCGGGCUACGGUGGUGGUGAAUACACCAACUUCCCUGAAGCCCUCGUCGACCAAGGCGUGAUCAACUGGCCGGCCUACAGUCUUUGGCUGGAUGACCUCGACGAAGGCAAAGGCACCAUCCUGUUCGGCGGAGUCAACACCGCCAAGUACUACGGCAGUCUGCAGACCCUGCCUAUCGUCUCCAUCGAAGACAUGUACAUCGAGUUCGCUGUCAACCUGACGGCCGUGCACCUCGAGAAGAACGGCAACUCCGUCUCGGUUAACAACAGCGCCACGCAGUUCCCCCUCCCCGCCGUGCUGGACAGUGGCACUGCCCUGACCUACAUCCCGACCUCCGCCGCAGCCAGCAUCUACGACGCCGUCGGUGCCACCUACAUGAGCGAGUAUGGUUACGGAGUGAUCGAGUGCUCCGUCAAGGACGAUGACUUUACCUUCCUCUUCGACUUUGGAUCCUUCAACAUGAGCGUUGACAUCAGCGAGAUGAUCCUCGAGACCAGUUCCGACAUGACCGACAUGAACAUCUGUACGUUCGGACUGUCAGUGAUCGAAGAUGAGGCCCUUCUCGGCGACACUUUCCUGCGCAGCGCAUACGUCGUCUACGAUCUCGGCAACAACGAGAUCUCCCUGGCCAAGGCCAACUUCGACCCCGGCGAGGACCACGUCGUGGAGAUCGGCACGGGAUCCGAUGCUGUGCCCAAGGCGACGGGAGCCACGGAAGCGGCCGCCACGUCGACGGGCUCGAGCGACAAGUCGGACAAGUCGGACAAGGAGAGUUCGGCUACAGUGCCGCGCAGCCAGAUUGCCUCGCUGGUGGCGGGAGUCUUGGUUGGCGUUUCCUUGAUUCUGUAAAUAUAGAGAUCUCACGUUGCAUCUUGAUGAUAUAUUAUAGACCUUCCUAAUUUUACCCCUUACUUCAUGGAAUGUUUUUCUGUUUUUAGCUUGAUAUCCCGUCGUUUGAUGCUCAGUUAUGGAAUUGAAUGAAACUCGGAAUGCAAGAUCUGAUCGAAUAGUUUGUUUCACUGCCGCGUGGCUGGUCCGAUCGGCACGAAGCCAGUCAAACGAGC
Molecule: messenger RNA, 1731 nt
Organism: Aspergillus costaricaensis CBS 115574
Lineage: Eukaryota; Fungi; Ascomycota; Eurotiomycetes; Eurotiales; Aspergillaceae
Product: pepsin-like aspartic protease
Exons: 3
Coding region: 143-1516 (457 amino acids)
Biological process (GO): proteolysis
Molecular function (GO): aspartic-type endopeptidase activity
Source: RefSeq, a predicted model, not a curated record